AUGGACAUUGGUGGAGGUGGAGAUAGAAAGGAAACGAUAGAUUCAAAUUAUUAUUUAACAGGAAAAAAAAUUGAACAUAAACGAAAAAGCACUGCCUCGGUUGAAAAUGAUGAAUUCACUCUAGCUCAGCUUGUAAAAGAUUGUAAAGAAAAGUCUUGUCACGUUGUGCCAGACAUGGAUUCAAGACAAGAAAUUUCCAACAAAAGUACAAGCUGCCAGUCCGAUAUGAUCUCAAAAGAUAAUGACAGUGCUGAAGCUCACAGGUCUGACUCUAUUGAGAGGAAAGCGUUAGAGAUGUUGGAUCAGUAUAAUGAGGAGAAUAUUCGAGAAAGUGACAAUGCUUUUCUGAAAUCAGCAAAAAACAAUUUCAAGUCUAAACCAAAGGGAGAACUUAAUGUGGCCACAGAGUUAAAUUUCCUUCUAUUGGAAUCAUUAAGGGGGAACAAUCAUGCUGCUAAAUUUGAUGAACUUGUCAGAAAGCACAAGGAGUUUUGUGAGAACUUUGUAAGUAAAGGUUGUGAAGUUCCAGAGAUGUCCGACAUGAGGGGGCUGUUAGAGAUACAAGAGUUUAAAGAGACUGUGGACUGGCAGGAUGUGUGUGAUGAUAAUAAUUUCAAGUUGGAGAAGAUCCAUUUACAAAUUAAUGAAAAGUUGCUGGCUGUACAAAUUGAG
This is a messenger RNA of Lymnaea stagnalis (great pond snail), 672 nucleotides long. The record is from the annotation of a GenBank genome assembly. Lineage: Eukaryota; Metazoa; Mollusca; Gastropoda; Lymnaeidae.